UUAUUUUUAUUUAAAGAGCAUGAAAGAGUUUCACUAUUGAUGAUGAAAGGAUGGGGGGAUAGACAAAGGUCAUACAGUGAAGUGAGAUUGCUGUUCAAUGAAAACUUUCGUAAUGAAGGCGAAGGUAUUACAACAUCGACUGUAUCUCGCACUAUCAGACGAUUUGUAGAAACUGGGAUUAAUAAAAAUCGCCAAAAAUCUGGGAGGCCAAGGUCCCAAACGACAGAAGAGCGACAGUUUGAAGUAACCCAAUCAUUUGUUGAAAAUCCCAGAUUGUCAAUUAGAAAAGCAUCUCAACAGCUUCGAAUGAAAGUUAUGAUGCAAAGAAUUAUUCAGCAACCGAACUUUUUGCAUAAUAUCGUUUUUUCAGACGAAGCGUCUUUUGAAAUUACUGCAAGAUGGGGCACCGCCACAUUAUGGACGCAUUGUUUGGAACUAUUUAAACGAUACUUUUCCUAAUCGAUGAAUAGGUAGAAGAGGAAUAAUCGAAUGGCCACCGAGAUCGCCCGACAU
Molecule: messenger RNA, 513 nt
Organism: Harpegnathos saltator (Jerdon's jumping ant)
Lineage: Eukaryota; Metazoa; Arthropoda; Insecta; Hymenoptera; Formicidae
Exons: 4
Coding region: 40-459 (139 amino acids)
Source: RefSeq, a predicted model, not a curated record